GGUCGGCUGGGGAAACUUUUUUGUGCGCCUCGGAAUGAGUUUCAACGAUAAUCUCCUUCCCCCUUACGGAUAGGAAGACAAACACACACAAUUCUGAUAAUAAUAAAGCGAGAUUUCUUCAUGGAGAAGCACACCAAUAAUACAGUCUCCCAAUUCCUCCAUUAAAACAGAGUUCUUUCCCUCUCCUCAACCCUCCUCUGUUUCUAUUCAACCUUCAACAAUGGCCUAACCAUCUCCUCCGCCGCCGAUGGCCACUCCGCCGCUCCACGCCACCGCCUUAUCUAACUCUUCCCCUUACUCAAAUCUCUACGGAAUCCACCACAACCCUUCCCCUCCUCCUUUUCUGAAUCAAGAACACCCAGCUUUUGAUUUUGGAGAGCUUGAAGAAGCCAUCGUUUUGCAAGGAGUUAAGCUCGGAAAUGAUGAACACAAAUCGCCACAUUUUGUUUCAGGGAGGCCUGCUGCUACUCUUGAAAUGUUCCCUUCUUGGCCAAUAAGGUUUCAACAAACCCCAACAAUGGGAGAAGGUUCAAAGUCAGAGAGCACUGAUUCAGGUUCAGCGAACAUAAACAACGCGCUCACAAGCAAAACAGAGUUGGAAAUGGAAUCUGAUUCGCCGAUUAGCAGAAGGCUCUGUUCUUCAGCUCAAGGAUUUGACCAAGUUCUUCAUCAUCAUCAUCAUCAUCAUCUUCAAACAGAGCUUGAAGAUGAUGCCUUGAGAAUAGAACCAUCAUCGCACCCUAAUCAAUCCCCUGUCGAAGGAAAGAGAAAAGGAGGUGGUUCAACAUCAGAGAGGCAGCUUGAUCCAAAGACACUGAGACGUUUGGCUCAAAACCGAGAAGCUGCAAGAAAGAGCCGUCUGAGGAAGAAGGCUUAUAUUCAGCAACUAGAGUCCAGUAGAAUGAAGCUCUCUCAGCUUGAACAAGACCUCCAUAGAGCACGUUCUCAGGGAUUGUUUCUAGGAGCUUGUGGUGGCGUUAUGGGUGGCAAUAUCAGCUCCGGAGCUGCAAUAUUUGACAUGGAGUAUGCACGUUGGCUAGACGACGACCACCGUCUAAUGGCAGAGCUGCGGGCGGCGCUGCAUGGGUAUCUCCCGGACGGUGACCUCCAAGCAAUAGUAGACAAUUACAUCUCCCACUACGACGAAAUCUUUCACCUGAAAAGUGUGGCGGCGAAAUCCGACGUGUUUCAUUUGAUUACCGGAAUGUGGAUGACUCCGGCGGAGCGUUGCUUCCUGUGGAUCGGCGGAUUCCGACCAUCUAAGCUGAUAGAGAUGCUAAUUCCACAAUUAGAAACAUUAACAGAUCAACAAGCUGUGGAAAUCUGUAGUUUACAAAGAUCUUCACAAGAAACAGAGGAUGCUCUGUAUCAAGGGCUCGAACAGCUCCAACAUUCUCUCAUACGUGCCAUCGCCGGUACCGCCGUCGUUGACGGUAUCAACCAUAUGGCCGCUGCCGCAGGCCAACUCUCCAAUCUCGAAGGCUUCAUCCGUCAGGCUGAUAUGUUGAGACAACAAACGCUUCAUCAAGUACGUCGAAUUCUGACAAUUCGACAAGCCGCACGAUGUUUCGUCGUGAUUGGAGAAUACUACGAAAGACUUCGAGCUCUUAGUUCUUUGUGGGUCUCCCGACCCAGAGAGAAUUGCAUGAACGAGGAGAACUCAUGCCAAACAACGACCGAGCUACAAAUGAUUCAGAAUUCGCACCACCAUUUCCCGAACUUUUGAUGAAAUAUUAUAAAGCCUAAGCUUUUGUUAGAUUAGGCACUAAAAUGAUCCAUUUGGUUGGGUUGCUAUCAUAUAUUUCAUCAUGAAUUAGAAGAAAACCAACUUUUAAUAUCUUUAUCUUCUUCAUCCAAUGGGGAAAAAAGUAAGUUCUUAAAAAGGGUUAUACUGUUCU
Cucurbita pepo subsp. pepo (vegetable marrow) is the source of this 1898-nucleotide messenger RNA. RefSeq names its product transcription factor TGA9. The record is from RefSeq and is a predicted model, not a curated record. NCBI's taxonomy places the organism in Eukaryota, Viridiplantae, Streptophyta, Magnoliopsida, Cucurbitales, Cucurbitaceae. Gene Ontology annotation, biological process: DNA-templated transcription; regulation of DNA-templated transcription. Gene Ontology annotation, molecular function: sequence-specific DNA binding; DNA-binding transcription factor activity.